AUGUUACAUACAGGUACAUUAACACUGUUGAGAACCCAGCACACCUGGCAACACGCGGACUGUCUCCAUCGAUGCUUUCCGCAUCAGUCCGGUGGUGAAACGGUCCAGAUUGGUUUUCCAAAGCUCGCUCAAAUUGGCCUUGUUUUUAAGUACCCAAAACGGAUCCCAUUCAAUCAGAGCACUGUUAGUGAUCCUACUCAAAUUUCAUGCAGCGUUAAUCCAGCAGGUGCGAACACAUUUUCGACGUUUUACUUAAUUGAUGAAGAACGUUUCAGUUCGUGGAAUACGCUUAUUGACAUAACUGCAUAUGCACUGCGUUUCCUCCGUAAGAUCGCACGCGCGCCUGCUACUUGGUUUGCACCUAUCUCUAAGUCUGGGGCACUCCAAGUAAAAGAUCGGAAGAUUACACAAAACUGUUUGUUUCGCCAAGCACAGCGCCACAUCAGCAAAAAAGGAGUGAUUAAACGGGAUUUAUUCCUAGAUGAGGACAAACUCUGGCGCUGUGGCGGUCGUCUUACGACAACGAGAUUGCCACAGCAAGAAAAACAUCCAAUAUUUCUACCGCGACAGAGUCGAAUAACACAGCUUUUACUUUUACAUGCACAUCAGUCGCUGCUGCAUAGUGGUGUUCCAACAACCUUAGCUCAAUUUUGCAAAUUAUAUUGGACCCCCCACAGGCGCCGUACAACAAAACUAGUAAUGCAGAGGAUGUGCAUGUACUGUCGUCGGUAG
Messenger RNA from Gongylonema pulchrum, 732 nucleotides. The record is from the annotation of a GenBank genome assembly. Lineage: Eukaryota; Metazoa; Nematoda; Chromadorea; Rhabditida; Gongylonematidae.